Rotaria socialis is the source of this 561-nucleotide messenger RNA. NCBI's taxonomy places the organism in Eukaryota, Metazoa, Rotifera, Eurotatoria, Philodinida, Philodinidae. The record is from the annotation of a GenBank genome assembly.
AUGACAGACGAAACAAAAAAAUUUUGGCAUGACAAAAUGAAACAUCUUUUUUAUCUCUAUGAUGCUGAUGGAGAUGGUGCAAUAACUCCGAUUGAUUUUGAAAUUCUUGCUGAUAAACUUUCAACACUUAUCGGACAAGAUGAUAGCAAACGACGCGAAGAUUAUGCAAAUGCUAGAAAAACUCUUUGCCAAGAAAUCAUGAGAGCAGAUGUUAAUCUAGAUGGUAAAGUAACAUUAGACGAAUGGCUUAAAUUUCAUGAAAAUCUUGCGAAUGAAUUACGUAAACCGGAUACAAGCCCUGAAAUUUUAGAACAAGUAUCUCAACGUAUAAAUACAACAUUUCAUAUGUUGGAUCUUAAUCAUGAUGGUUUUAUAGCUGUUGAUGAAUGGAUUAAAACUUGUCACUUUUUUGGUGUUGAUGAAAAAGCCGCAGCAAAUUCAUUUCAUCAAAUUACAAAAUCUGACAAACUUGAAGAAGAUAGAGCAAAGCAAUUAUUUUUUGAAUAUCUCAAAUCAGAUGAUCCAAGUCAUGUUUCGAAUUGCUGUUUGUGUUUUCUCUGA